Messenger RNA from Trichomonas vaginalis G3, 2904 nucleotides. RefSeq lists its product as uncharacterized. The transcript has a single exon. Gene Ontology annotation, molecular function: protein binding. The coding region runs from base 1 to 2904 and encodes 967 amino acids. Gene Ontology annotation, cellular component: nucleus. The record is from RefSeq and is a predicted model, not a curated record. NCBI's taxonomy places the organism in Eukaryota, Parabasalia, Trichomonadida, Trichomonadidae.
AUGUCUCGAGGAAAUGAAAUACUAACAUUUAGUUUUUCAGGCGAAAAAUUAAAUCGACCAGUUAUAAGGCAGAUUUUCGGUAAUAUUUCUCGAAUAUCUGUUAUAGAAGAUGUAUACUUGUCAUUUUUGGCCGUUUUACUCGAUAACGAAACUUUUUAUUUGAUAGAUAUCAAAAAUGAUUCAUUUAGAUGCGUCCAAAAAUCUCAUAUAUCAGGUCUCAUCGGUGAAAAAACCAAGCCAAUUAUAGCAUCAUCCGAAAAAUGCAUUAUUACGCAUACUAGAAAGAGAACAUUGACAAUUUUUACUCUAAACCAAAACAAACUUGUCGAAAAUAGCUUCAAUGUCAAUAUUACAUUCUCAAAAAUAUACGGUAUUGUUACUACUCCAGGAGAUGAAACAGAUUUUGCAGUUUUAGGCCGUGAUUUUUCAAAUGGACUACUUGUUGCAUUCUUCAAGAUUACGGAUAACGAUGUUUCAUUCGUUUUUGAUGUCAAUCUUGAUGGGGAAACAGAAAUGCCUUAUAUUACAAAAUAUCAUGGAUAUUUAGCAGCAGUUUGCCACAACAAAACAGUUACUUUCAUUGAAGGAGAGGACAAAUUCACCACCAUACAGACAAAAAUACCAGAAAUCGUUACACUUACCGAGAUAUCAGAUUCAAUUUGUUUAAUUUCGGACGCAAUCGGCCAAACAUACACUGCCGUGAUAAAAGGAAUGCAGAACAUGGAGAAGAAGCAGCUUGCACUAUCAAGAGCCUCAGAAAUCAUUCGUUUACCACAUAAUUUUUAUCUCAAAAUUUCUCAAAAUGGAGAUUCAAAUUUGUUGAAAUUUUUCGAUAAAAAUCUUAUCGUCUUUGACACUUUUGCUGCUUUUUCGACUGCUAAGUGCAUGCUCAGGAACAUGUUCGUAACAAAAGAUGGAAAAGUGAGGUCAAUUGAAAACGGUUCUGACACAACCGUUUUGGCAAAAUUUGACAUCACAAAUGGGUCAGAUUUAUUUUCUUUAGGUGAAAAUCUUGUUUUGUCAACUUUUGACAAAACGGUUAUUUUUGACAAAAAUUACUCUCAAAAUGAAUUUACAAAAAUCAUUUGUAAUUCAAGGACACUUUGUUUAGAAGGCAAAGAUAUUAAUGAUUUCAUACAAAUCACGAAAAAUCAAGUUUUAUUUAUCAAAAAUUCGGAAACAAUUUUAAACGAAAUUUUUGAUUCCGAAAUUUAUUUCGCUUCUAUUUCGAAAAAUUUGGAAAAUUUUGUUGUGGCAGAUUCCAAAAAAGUGACAGUUUAUUAUCACAACACCUUAAAACUAGAGAAAAAAGUAUUUGAUGUAGAAUGUUCUUGUGUUAAUUGUGAUAAUCAAAUGGCGGUUUUUAACGAUUGGAAAAGUGACAAAAUUUACAUUUUUUCAUUUUCUGAUUUCAAAGAAGAAAAAAUUGAUUUUGAUCAGAUGAUCACUUCACUUUUGACAUUUAAUGGAGAAAUUUAUUUAUCAACAUCAAAAUCUGUUUAUAAAAUCAACAAAGAAAGAAUGAAAGAAAAAAUUACUGAUAAUUUAGUUUCAAAACUCAAAAUCAUUGAUGAUAAACCAUUUAUCGUUGGAAAUCAAAGUGGUUUCAUUACAGAAAAGAACAAAGUUGAAUAUCUGACAGCGAAUUAUUCAAUUGAUUGCUGCAAAUUUAAUGAUUUGUUUGUGUUUUUGACAGAAGAAAAUUGUGAAUUUCUAAAAAGUGACACAACUUUACAUCACAGUCAUUUAGUUGAAUAUUAUGUCAAAGAAUCAAAUGUCACUUGUUUCUGUUUUGAUGAAAAUGAUGAUUGUCCAUUUGUUUUCGGUGUUUUUAGUCAAGAUCAUUGUGAAAUAAUUUCGCCGCGUUUGAAACCAUUUAAAUUGAAACCAGGAGAAGUUCCUUGUAAAAUGGAAUGGAUAAAGAUAAACCAGAAGAAUUAUUUGGCUGUUUUAUCUUCAUUUUAUUCGAAUUCGAUUUUGACAAUUUAUUCGCCGAAAUUGGAGAAAAUUUCUGAAAUUUCUCUCAGCGGAAAACCUCAUCAAAUUUGUUUCGUUGACAAACUUUUCAUUGCUGUUGCUCAUGGCCAUUUAUUAUCAAUAAUUUCCCCAGAAAUUGAAAAACUAGAAUUGUCAGAUUCUGAAGAAAAAACUGACAAAAAUUUAAUUUCUGAAGAAAAAUGUCAAAAAAAUUCGGAAGAAAAAACCUCUAAUUUUGAUAAAGUUUAUCCUGAAAUUGUUUUGUUGAAAGUAACUUCAACAGUUCCAGGAAGAAGUUGCUGUUCGAGUUUGACAAGUCCAAACAGCUGUUUUGUUAUUUAUGGAGAUGAAUUUUCGAAUUGUGUUAUUUACUCAGUGAUAAAUGGCAUUGCGACAGAAGUAACAAGAGACAUAACAACAAAGAAACUGAAAUUUGCAUGUGCGAUAUCGAAUGACUUAGUUUUAGCUCUUGAAAAAGAUGGAACAGCUCUUGGACUCAAAAUCAUCCAAAACAGGAUGAAAAUUGAUUCUUCUUUCAAUGUUUGCGCUGAAAUUGUUGCAGGAUUUUCUUCCCCUCCUGUUACUUUUUCAACAAAGAGUGGGUCAAUUGUUUCUCUAUUUAAUUUGAAAGAAAACCAAGAGAAAACAAUUUCUCUUUACAGAGCAAUGAGAUCUUUGUGCUUCGACAUUUGUUGUGAAACAAAUAUGAGUUGGAGGAACGUGAUUCGAAAUGGAAAAGAAGUCGGAACAGGUAAAUUUGUUGAUGGAGAUUUGUUGUUGAUGUUUAACAACUUAAAUGAAGCUGAUAAGAAUCGGAUUUUGAGAAAUGCAGGAUUAAGCCUUGAAGAUGCAACAAAGAUUGUUGAUUCUAUCCAACGAAUGAUUGAUGAGUAUCGAUUGAAUGUCCAAAAACCUAUAAAGCUAUAA